AUGGGAAGACCCUCCCUCAGCAGGAUAUCUAGCAUUGGGUGCCAAGCCCUGUCAGAGGAAAUCACCGGAGCUCCAGGACCGACUCAAGCCGUGGCGGCGGUCGGCGGUCUCGCUGGCACCGAUCGCAACGGCGCUGCGGUGAAGCACAAUGUGCGACGGACGCCAAACGAGGUUAUACCAGAUCGCGAUGAGACACUGUCCCACGGCCUGGUGGUGUGCGGCAAGGUUCAUGAGCUUGUUGCUGGCUGGGGGCAAGAUCUGCCCUUGAAGCUUCUCACGGUCUUUCGGUUCGCAGAGCUGUCCCCAGAUCCUGCCCCCAGGGACAGAUGUCGUCCCGAGUCGGACAUUUCUGAGUCGCUCGGCAGCCACCAAACGGUCUCUGGCUACAGCUCGAUGAGCUUCUUGAUUCAGUUCCCGGAUGAGCGGCAGGUGAUUUAUUGGACGAUAGCGUUUAAGCCACCACGCGAUCUCUACUUUGGCUUCCGUGCCAAACCCUACAAUGUAGCAAGGCGCCCCCAGUGGGUCGAAGACGACGAGCGCUCAGACCACCUGGUCACCAGGUCACCUGGUCCCCUGCUCUUCUGGUGCUCGCCUCUCACGAGGCUGAACGAGAGGGGCCCACACGCAAUUUGCCCAUACGAUGGCAACCACGAUAGCCACGCGCCCCAAAACAAGGAUCUGAUCCAUGGUACUGCUCACCGACGAAUGGGUCUGCUGCUCAUCGACGACGACAUCGCGGCCGGCAGCAGGUUGGUGUCAUAG
Messenger RNA from Diaporthe amygdali, 762 nucleotides. RefSeq lists its product as uncharacterized. NCBI's taxonomy places the organism in Eukaryota, Fungi, Ascomycota, Sordariomycetes, Diaporthales, Diaporthaceae. Bases 1 to 762 code for a protein of 253 amino acids. The record is from RefSeq and is a predicted model, not a curated record. The transcript is spliced from 5 exons.